AUGAGUACACAGGAGACUAUUCAGAAAAUAGAGUCUAUUCAAGAAGAACCAAAGAAGUUCUUCGAAAGUGACGCAGGAGAUGGGACCUCAAGAAAGGACCAGUAUCUUCACGGAACCAAACUGGUGAUGUGUAUCUCUUCAAUCAUGAUGUGUAUGUUUCUCGUUGCUUUAGACCAGACAAUCAGUUUCACCAUCUUGGUUAAAGUGUCCGAAAGCUUCAACUCCUACGAAAAGCUCACCUGGAUCACCUCUUCGUUUCUGCUGGCAUUGGGAUGCACCGCACAGAUAUGGGGUAGACUAUCGAUUAUCUUUGGAAGAAGAUGGAUUAUGCUCUCUUCUAUCAUCAUCUUCGAGAUUGGCUCGUUGAUUUCAGGUGUUGCAAAAUCUAUGGACAUGUUAAUUGGUGGCAGAGCUAUGCAGGGAGUUGGCGGAGCAGGGAUUCAGGCCUGUGUGAUGGGAAUUGCUACAGAGGUCACUACUAUUGACAAGAAACCAAUGAUUCUAGCGAUGAUCGGAGUGGUCUUUGUUGUGGCCUCCAUUCUGGGCCCAAUUAUUGGCGGACUUUUCACCACAUACACCACCUGGAGAUGGGCGUUCUAUAUUAAUUUGUGCUUUGCAGGACCAAUUCUGCCCCUGUUCUUGUUUAGUUUCCGUCCACAAACACCGAAGGGAGGACUGAUGGAGAAAGUCAAGCGGAUCGACUAUCUCGGAGCAGUGUUGAUGAUUGCCUCGCUGGUUUUGCUCCUUCUUCCAUUAUCUUUCGGAGGAAAUGAGUACAAGUGGAACUCUGGCGUGGUGAUUGGUUUGUUUGUCGCUGGAGGAGUUUUGGGCAUUGCCUUUUGUGUCUGGGACUUUUUCUUCGCAGAAAACGCCGUUCUUCCAAGAGAAAUUAUCACCACCAUGGGUGUUGUCACCUCGGCGCUUUCUGUGUCGUUCUCAUACGCUGGGUUCGUGGUCGUCACCCAAUUCUUGGUGAUCUACUUCCAAAACAUUCAUAAUCAGACCGCUUUCCACGCCGGGCUUUCUCUGCUCCCAAUGGUGAUCUCGCUCGUGCUGAGCAAUGUCGUGGGUGGAAUUGUUUCGCAAAAGACUCGUCAUGUCAAACUAAUUGCUCUCGUCGGCGUGGUGCUCUCGUUUGUCGGGAUCGGUAUUCUGACCCUGUUGGAGAAGGACUCUCCGAACUCCAAACGGUACGGACUGCAGGUUCUGUAUGGACUUGGUGUUGGACUCGCAUUCCAGCCACCUUUGGUUGCUGCCCAACUCGCCUGUCCAAAAACACCGGGAAGUACCAUCUUGACCAUGACGUUCAUCUACUUUGGAAGAGGUAUUGCAACGGCUGUCUUCUCGCAAAUUGCACAGGCCAUUUACACUGCAACAUUACGCACAAAAAUCGGUCACAUCCCAUCGCCUGACGGGGUUAACCUUGAAAGUGUCAUCAACAAUACUGAACUGUUGGCAACACUCGACAGUUCUACUGGAAACAUGGUGAAACAAGCCAUUAUGGAGUCCAUCAAGAACACUUUUUAUCUCAGUAUGGGUCUUGUUGCAGUCUUCACGAUUGCAACCAUCCUGAUGCCUAAUACACGGAUCCCUCCAAAAGACCACAUUGAGAAAGAGUGA
This is a messenger RNA of Ogataea philodendri, 1620 nucleotides long. RefSeq lists its product as uncharacterized. The transcript has a single exon. The coding region runs from base 1 to 1620 and encodes 539 amino acids. NCBI's taxonomy places the organism in Eukaryota, Fungi, Ascomycota, Pichiomycetes, Pichiales, Pichiaceae. The record is from RefSeq and is a predicted model, not a curated record. Gene Ontology annotation, molecular function: transmembrane transporter activity. Gene Ontology annotation, biological process: transmembrane transport.